CUCUGAGCCCUGUCCCGCCCCUUGCAGCGCUGCGGCUGCCCGAGACCCGGGGCUCGGGGGCACGGAGUCCCCGAGGCUAUGGCUGGCUCCCCCCCUGCCGAGGGGUGUUAUUCAUGCCACCCUGGGGAGCUGCUGCUGCUGUCCCGUGGGCCCGCCCUAGACAGCGGGGCAGCCCGUCAUUGCUCCCCUGGGUGGAAGUGGGGCUUGAAGCCAGUCUAGUUGGUAGGGACUGGUGGGGAGAGCCCGGGCAAGCCCCUGACCUGUGUGGGGAGCCCCACUGCCAGCCACUCCACCGGUGCACAGACACCACAGGCAUGACCCUGGUAUAAACUGCUAGAGGGACAGAACCAGUGACACGUGCCUGGCACCCAUGCCUGGCUACUGGGUGACUCCAGCUGCCAAACCCAUGGAGAAAGGGGAGCAGCAGUGAGGGCAGCAUCCCAACCUGGCCCCCAACGAUGGGGACAGCUUCCUCCCUGGUGAGCCCAGCGGGCACUGGCGGGGAGGUGAUUGAGGACACUUAUGGGGGAGGUGGUGGCGAAGCCUGUGAGAUCCCAGUAGAGGUGAAGCCCAAAGCUCGCCUGCUGCGCAGUUCUUUCCGCCGGGUGGGUGCUUCGCGGCCUGGAGGCCUCAUUGGGGCCAGCUUCAAAUCCACUGCCUCAGUACAGGAGUUGGAGUGCAUGGCGGAGUAUGAGCGCCUGAAAAAAGAAUAUGAGAUCUUCCGUGUCAGCAAGAACAACGAGGUGGCCUCUAUGGUCAAGAAAGAAGCCAAGCUGGACCUGGAGAACAAGAGACUCCGGGCAGAGCUCCAGGCUCUUCAGAAAACUUACCAGAAAAUACUUAGAGAGAAAGAAAGUGCUUUAGAAGCCAAAUAUCAAGCCAUGGAGAGAGCUGCUACAUUUGAACACGACCGAGACAAAGUCAAGAGACAAUUCAAGAUUUUCAGGGAAACUAAGGAAAAUGAGAUUCAGGAUUUACUGAGGGCCAAACGAGAGCUGGAAACAAAACUUCAGAGACUGCAAGCCCAAGGGAUCCAAGUCUUCGAUCCCGAAGAGUCUGAUUCAGAUGACAAUUGCACAGAAGUUACUGCUACUGGAGCCCAAUCUGAAUAUUGGACUGGUGGAGUGUUGGGAAGUGAGCCAUCUAUGGGUAGUAUGAUGCAACUUCAGCAGUCUUUCAGAGGGCCCGAGUUUGCUCAUAGUUCCAUAGAUGUGGAAGGACCAUUUGCGAACAUAAACAGAGAUGACUGGGAUGCUGCUAUUGCCAGUUUAUUGCAGGUCACUCCACUGUUUUCCCACUCUCUGUGGAGUAACACAGUAAGGUGCUAUCUCAUUAAUACAGAUGAGACUCAACCUGAAGUGGACAUCUUCAUUCGGAACUACUCACCAAAACUUCAAAGAAUAUGUGAAACAAUGGGGUACUUCUUUCAAGUUGUUCAUUUUCCAGUAGAAAAUGGAAAUCAUUUCCAGGCUGUGAGAAAAUGGGAAAUUGAGAAAAGUUCCUUAGUCAUUUUGUUCAUACAUUUAACUUUGCCAAGCUGUUUGCUGGAGGACUGUGAAGAAGCCUUAUUGAAAAAUCCUGAAGGAAAGCCCCGGCUGAUUUACCGCAGAAUAGAAGAUGGCAAAGUCAGCUCAGACCCUGUGCAGCAGUUAACUGAGCAAGUUUGUUAUGUGAACAAAGCAAAGCUCAUUGAUCACAUGGGAGGAGUGGAAGAAGGAGCGUAUGAAACUUAUAAUUGUGUGGAAAAGAUAAUUAAACAGGAUAUAUUGGGCUGUGAAAGCACAGAAGUAGAAGGCAAGGAUUUGGGUAAUAAAGAGGAGUCCACUGCGCCUGAAGAGGAAGUUUUUGGAGAUGUGCUGUGGGAUGCACAUGAUGAACAAGAACAGAUGGAAGCUUUCCAGCAGGCUUCUAACUCAACAUGUGAACUAGGAUUUGAGAAAUAUUAUGAACGUCUAAAUGAUCUAGUGGCAGCACCAGCACCCAUCCCACCUCUUCUUGUGUCUGGAGGACCAGGCUCUGGCAAAUCUCUUCUCCUGUCAAAAUGGAUUCAACUGCAACAGAAGCAUUCACCAAACACACUAAUUCUCUAUCACUUUGUUGGGAAGCCCUUGUCUGCCAGUUCAGAAUCUGCACUAAUAAUUAAACGGCUUACUUUAAAGCUCAUGCAGCAUUCUUGGUUAGUGUCACCUUUAACAUUGGAUCCAGCUAAGCUCUUGGAAGAGUUUCCUCGUUGGCUGGAAAAACUUACUGCUCGUCACCAAGGCAGCAUUAUCAUAAUUAUUGACUCUAUAGACCAAAUACAGCAAGCUGAAAAACAUAUGAAAUGGCUGAUAGAUCCACUGCCAGUGAAUGUAAGGGUGAUUGUAUCUGUGAACGUGGAAACAUGUCCGCAGGCUUGGAGGUUGUGGCCAACUCUUCAUCUUGAGCCAUUGAAUUCUAAAGAUGUGAAAUGUCUCAUUAGUGCAGAAUGUAGCUGUGCAGAUGUUAAAUUGACCAACGAACAGGAGAAGAAACUUGAGAAACAUUGUCGUUCUGCCACAACUUGCAAUGCUUUGUAUGUCACUCUUUUGGGCAAAAUGAUCGCUUGUGCUCGAAGUGCAGGAAAUAUUGAUGAAAUCCUUCAACAGUGUUUCCAAUGUCAAGAUACAGUAUCACUAUACAGACUUGUUCUGCGAUCAGUUCAGGAGUCCAUGCUGAACGAUAAAGACAAACACCUUAUGAGAGAGGUUCUCUGUCUCAUCAGUGUUAGCCACAAUGGAGUGAGUGAAUCAGAACUGAUGGAACUUUAUCCCGAACUAUCCUGUGCCAUGUUAGCCUCUCUAGUUCACAGUCUGCACAAGAUGUGUAUGCUGACAUAUGGCUGUGGUUUGCUAAAGUUUCAGCACCUCCAAGCUUGGGAAACGGUGCAACUAGAAUACAUGGAAGAAGGUCAAAAGAUUAUUUCUACUUACCGAGAAAAACUAAUAGACUACUUCACCAUGCAGCUAAGUCAAGGCAGAGUGACUUGGAGAAGUGCAGAUGAACUUCCUUGGCUUUUCCAACAACAAGGCAACAAGCAGAAGCUACACAAGUGUCUCCUGAACCUCUUUGUAUCUCAGAAUCUUUACAAAAGGGGGCAUUUUGCAGAAUUACUGAGUUACUGGCAGCUUGUUGGAAAAGAUAAGAGUUCAAUGGCAGCAGAGUAUUUUGACUCUCUAAAGCAAUAUGAGAAAAGCUGUGAGGGAGAGGAAAAUAUGAUCUGUCUGGCUGAUCUUUAUGAAACUCUGGGACGUUUCUUAAAAGAUCUAGGUCUUCUCAGCCAGGCAGUUGCUCCUCUGCAGCGUUCUCUGGAAAUUCGGGAGACUGCACUGGAUCCAGAUCACCCAAGGGUAGCACAGUCCCUCCAUCAGUUAGCAGGAGUUUAUGUGCAGUGGAAGAAGUUUGGAAAUGCUGAGCAGUUAUAUAAGCAGGCUCUGGAAAUCUCUGAAAAUGCUUAUGGGGCUGAACAUCCCAGGGUUGCUCGUGAACUGGAUGCACUUGCAACAUUAUACCAGAAACAGAACAAAUAUGAACAAGCUGAACAGCUGAGGAAAAAAUCCUUUAAAAUGCGACAAAAAGCAGCAAGGCGGAAAGGCAAUUUGUUUGGAUUUGCUCUUCUACGUCAACGAGCCUUGCAGCUGGAAGAGCUCACGUUAGGCAAAGACACACCAGAUAAUGCUCGAACCCUCAAUGAGCUUGGAGUUCUCUAUUAUCUGCAGAAUAAUCUUGAGACAGCUGAACUUUUUCUGAAGCGCUCCCUAGAAAUGAGGGAGAGGGUCCUGGGACCAGACCACUCAGACUGUGCACAGUCUUUGAACAACCUUGCAGCUCUGUACAAUGAAAAGAAACACUACGAUAAGGCUGAGGAACUGUAUGAAAGAGCUUUAGAAAUUAGGAGGAGAGCACUAGCCCCUGAUCAUCCCUCACUGGCUUACACUGUGAAACACCUUGCAGUACUCUACAAAAAGGUGGGAAAGCUUGACAAGGCAGUGCCUCUGUAUGAGUUGGCUGUUGAAAUUCGACAAAAAUCAUUUGGUCCAAAGCACCCUAGCGUAGCUACUGCCUUGGUAAACCUGGCUGUUCUUUAUUGUCAGAUGAAAAAGCACAUUGAAGCCUUACCUCUUUAUGAAUGUGCAUUAAAGAUUUAUGAAGACAGCUUUGGUCAUAUGCAUCCUCGUGUGGGAGAAACGCUAAAAAACUUAGCUGUGUUGAGCUAUGAAGGAGGAGAUUUCGAGAAGGCUGCUGAGCUGUACAAGAGAGCCAUGGAAAUCAAAGAAGCAGAGACUUCGUUGGUAGGAGGAAAAGCAGCUUCCCGACCCUCAUCAAGUGGAGACACUUUCAGUUUAAGAAGUACAUUAUCUCCAAAUGUUUUUCUAGACCAUGGACAAAGGUGAUGCAAACUGGCACAAAAACAAAUGCUAGUAAAGAAUGCUUGAUGGUUAAAGUGUUAAAAAAUAUAUCUGAGCAUUCUUCAGAGAUUAAAAAAAUGAAGAUGAAAUAUUUGUGACGAAUGGUAAUCUGAACAAAAAAUUUACAUUUUAAUUUAAAAUAUUUCUGUUCAUGUUAACUUUUUUGUGGACCAUGUGGUACAGAGUUACCUCUGUGUUACACACAGGCAUUUAGUGAAAGACUGCUGAGUGUGUUCUAUUAGUUAUUGUUCAGUCUGAAGCUGUCAUGCCAGAAAACAUCAGUUUUGUUUUUUCUCUAUACCUCUUUUUAGUAGAGGACCUGUGAGCUGCAGGGUAUAAUCAGCAAAAUAGUUACUAGUUUUUAUUCCACAUCAGUUCCUUCAGUGUCCACACUGUUAUGGUGUUUGUGGAAUUUUGUUACUAUACCUUUCUGUCUUUCAGGAGCACUUUGUUAUUCAGGGACACAGUAAUUUUGAGAACCAUGUAUUGUGUUUCCACCAAAAGAAGGAAAAUACCCCCAAACUCCACCUGCCCAUGUUUUGGCUUUAAGGAAACUGGGUUCUUAGUAAGACAUGCUUUUGAGUUUUUAGAUCAAGGUUGUUGACAGAGGGCUUGUCUAUGUGGUCAGUUUGUGCAGGGCAAGCCUGGGUGUAAAUCUGCAGCCCACCAGCCUUCACACUAACUGGCCAUUGGGACCCUGAUACCACACACACAAAUUUCUGUCGUGUGUUUUGAUUUAAACUCUGAAACAGAUUGAAGUGCACUACAGAACUUUUAGUGCCUCAGUGUGCAGCAUGCUAAUGCACUGUAGAUUUACACCCCCACUUGUCAUGUAUGAACUGAAGAUAUAGACAAGCUCUGACUGAUAUUUUUGUCCUCUCUAGCUAAAGCUUUUUAAUUGGUGUCAGUUAUAGCCACUUAUUUUUACUAGGAAUAUGCUUUUUCAGUGAGUAACCUGAGAGAAGCAUAUGAAUUAAUUGGGGACUGGUGCACACACCUCAGUUCUAGUAGAGAAAAACUGCUCAUUAAACUCCAGUAUACAAGCAUGCUUGUAUUAACCAGGAGAAAGAACUGAAUAGCAUCGGUGAAUAGCAGUAAACUGAUUUGUAUUAAAUGUACAAUGGAGUAUUUCUCCCAGUUAGUUACAAUGAUCAAUUAAGUCUGUUUGUUUACAAAUAAAUUCUUUAAAAGUGA
Molecule: messenger RNA, 5621 nt
Organism: Caretta caretta (loggerhead turtle)
Lineage: Eukaryota; Metazoa; Chordata; Testudines; Cheloniidae
Gene: NPHP3
Product: nephrocystin 3
Biological process (GO): kidney morphogenesis; kidney development; determination of left/right symmetry
Cellular component (GO): ciliary base; ciliary inversin compartment
Molecular function (GO): protein binding
Source: RefSeq, a predicted model, not a curated record